This is a messenger RNA of Wyeomyia smithii (pitcher-plant mosquito), 2278 nucleotides long. RefSeq lists its product as uncharacterized. Gene Ontology annotation, cellular component: nucleus. Lineage: Eukaryota; Metazoa; Arthropoda; Insecta; Diptera; Culicidae. The transcript has 2 exons. The record is from RefSeq and is a predicted model, not a curated record. Gene Ontology annotation, biological process: transcription elongation by RNA polymerase II. Gene Ontology annotation, molecular function: transcription elongation factor activity. The coding region runs from base 1087 to 2154 and encodes 355 amino acids.
UUUUUGUGUCGCUGUGAAAUUUACCGAACCAAGCACCAUUUUUUACAAUUAACUUUGGUUUUAACACCAGUGUACAUGAGAAAGAAUAAUCUAUUAUUCAUGAAGAAUCCAAGUCACUUAAAUAGUCGCCUCUCGUCACUGACGAGAUGAGCAAAAUGUUAUAUUAGAGAAUACGAGUGAAACUUGGCUGGUGACAGCUGAGUCGACCAGUCCAAAAUCCAGCCGACUCACCAUCUGCAAUAUCAAAAUUGGUCAGGCGACUCGUCGCUCGCCUCGUUUUCUGUAAUAAGCCCCUAUAACAAAAAAUCCCCAAACGCGAUUACUCGAAAUAAUGUUUUUGGAGCGACUGUUGUAUUAUUGGCAGGAAUGGAAUGGACUAUAUGGAGGCAUGAUGAUGUUAUAACCGCACGCAACCAUUAAAAGCCGAUAAGGUAACAUUAGGUGGAAACGAUACACGAUACCUGAACUGACCAGAAACGGUACACGGUAGCUUGAGCUUGAGCUUGAACGACCCAGGACUAUGCUAUCACUGUCAAAUCUCAUAUAUUUGCUGCGUACCCAACAUCUCAACGGUCUGCGGUUCGCCUGACAGAUACGAAAAAAGUCCAGAAAAAAUUCCAUUUAACUUGAAAUGGUUGCCGGAAGAACUCUUCACUCUCACAUUAGAAAGGUAUAGCAUGAUGUCAUCCCCUUGGAACGACCGCACAUGACCAGAAACGGUACACGAUACCUAACAAUUACUCAAAUUAGAAAAAGUUCUGCACGCUGAAAAAUAAAAAAAUAUCCAAAAGAUCGAAAAAAUCGGAUCGAAAAAAAAAUCUUUUCAAUCCUUUCAGGGCUGAAGAAUCGAUCAAAAAAUCGAGAAUCGUGGUUGAAAUGAUCGAUCCUCUGUAGAUCGAUUAAAGAUCGACCAAUCCCAAAGUAAAAAAAUACUUUGGACCAAUCCUACAUAGUUCACUGGUGUUUUUGAGACUGAUUGUCUCGGGCCAAAAAACACUAAACUAAACACAACAACAACAAAAAUUACAUAUUUUUUGAGUGUUUAUAAUAAAAAACGUCUUAAUCUAUUAGUACCCUGCCUUAUCCAUGCUGAGAAAUCAAAAUAUAACAAACGUACCUGGCGACGUAAAGCGCGGCUCCGGAAAUGAAAAACGAAGAUAUGUGGAAGAUUUGAAUACGCUAAGUAAAAGAGAAUUAUUGGAUCUCAAAAAUCGCCAAGAACUGUUAUUACAAAACAGAAGUCGUAUAUUAAAACUUCCGGACAAAGGCGCCAAAGCUCAAAAAUUUUAUGAUGAAAUCCUUAAGCAACUGCACAUUCAUGAUGAUGUUUCACAAGCAGCAGAGCUGUUUUCGGAACUAAACAUAUCUGCUAUUGGCAAGAAAUCUUUAGCUAAAAUGGAAUGGAGCACCAAUAACAUGACUUCGUUAGAAUUUAAUGCAAUACUUGACAGUGAUGAUGAUUUGGAUGAUCAAAAAACUAACCCUAUGGCUUUGUUGGCACAAAGUACUACUAAAGAGAAGAAAACUGUACUCCCUCCUUAUCAACCGUCCCUUAUUACUGAUCAAGAUAUAAAAGAAAUCGAACAGAUGAAACAGGAAGGUGCCACACAUAUUACAGCCGAUAUAAUAGAAAUUGAUUCAAUGCAGACUCCCGCUAGAGUUAGUGGCUUUCUCCAAAAAGUACAAGAAACAGAUUCAAAUGUUGGCCAGAACGAAAUAUUUGACAUUCAUUCAAUACGACUAUGUAGAAAGGAAAACACUACUGACAAAAAAGAAAGAUUUCUUCCAUUCCGAACGACAAAAACUAAUGUACAUGAUAUAGAUAAAGAGAGGAACCGAUAUUUGAAACAUGCUAAAUGCUGGGAUAAUACAGCUGCAACACCGCCUGCUAGUACUCAUUGCCCCGCAAAAAUGCUUACGUUGGAUGAAUCAAUACAUAUACAAGCUGAGAAAAAUAAGUUAGUUCAAGCAGCUCAGAAUCUCUAUGCUAAAGAAAGAUUGAAGAGGCGCUUGGAAAUUAAUGAAAAACUUCAAAGCGUCCAACACGACGUUAUGUUUGAUUCAAUUGAUUUUCAUGUCUACAGAACUUCAUCAGAGAGCGAGAGCGAGGGCGAACACGACGUAGAAGCUCGAUUCAACUCAGAUGGCGAAUAGAAAAUAGCGUAGUUAAAUACACAAAUAUCUUUACACAUUGCAAUUGUUUAUUGAAUGUAGUACAGGUAUAACACUCAUGAUUAAAUAGAAUAAAAUUGUGUUGCCGUUGACGAUUGUAAUUCAA